UGAUUUGAAUGCUAUUUGAGAACGGUCGGCCAGAUUCUCGGAGCGGGCCAAAGGCUGGAAAUGAAAAAACAGAAACAGAAAUUGUAUACAGUGUUAUACAGCUGGACAUACACCGUCAUUGAAUGCACUGGGGCAUUCUGGAGCCUGUCUGUCGAGCCUGUCUAAUUAAUAGCAUGUUCCAGAGCCCAAAGGAGCACUGAUAAGAAUGAUAAUUGAAGCCAAAAACAUGGAUUAUUAAAGUCUGAGGAAAACACUGUUCCUGAUUUGGUAUGUAACUUUUGAAGACGCUGAACAUUAAGGAUGAGGUCUUGGAGGGACGAGGGACAUUGGCGUAUCGCUCCCGAAUAAGUGUCCUGUGUAAGAGAGACAGUUGUAUCUUUUCACUCUGAUCCACGGUUCCUCAUCCCACUCAUCCCAUGUGCACAGGGACAGGAAGGACCAGUCACCAGCUGAGGAGCACGUGUCAGUAGCCCUCAGUUCCCCUUCACAAACUAAAGAAAAAUAACAAACCUCUCUCUCUGCUCUCCUCUUUGGAGCAAGCAAUGCCCAACCUUCUCAAUGCAGAUGCCUCCUUCAGCUCCAAGCAGGAGCUCCUGGACCUCCACGAUGGUCCAAUCGAUGCCAACUUAGACACACCCAGCCCCGUUGAAUUCCAGCUUGAUGAUUCACCCACCGGCUCCUGCACUGGAAGUCCCGCUGCAGAUGGACUGGAGGGGAGGAGGAUUGGAGCCGCACUAACAGGACAGAGCUACGGGGACAAGGCUGAACCCCCGUAUGGAGUGAAGUUCGUCCCAACGGAGUCUGAGCAUCUCUGUGGCUGGGGCCCCCUUACGCCACAGGUGAUUCAGGCCUUCAACACCCCACAGUGGGUGCUGUUCUUCCUCUGUGUGGCCUCCUUCCUCCAGGGCAUGAUCGUCAAUGGCUUCAUCAACACGGUGGUGACCUCCAUCGAGCGGCGCUUUGACCUGCGCAGCUACCAGACCGGGCUGAUCGCCAGCUCCUACGACAUCGCCGCCUGCAUCUGCCUGACCUUCGUCAGCUACUUCGGGGGCACUGGACACAAGCCCAAGUGGCUGGGCUGGGGGGUGCUGAUCAUGGCCCUGGGCUCGUUGGUAUUCGCCCUGCCUCAUUUCAUCACCCAGCCCUACCAGGUGAGCGUGCUGGAGCAGACGGGCUUGUGUUCGGCCAACUUCAGCAGCCCCUGCCAGGAGAGCGGCAGCAGCCUGUCCAACUACCGCUUCGUCUUCAUGCUGGGGCAGUUCCUGCAUGGCAUGGGGGCCACGCCCCUCUACACGCUGGGUGUCACCUACUUGGAUGAGAACGUUAAGUCCAGCUAUGCGCCCGUCUAUAUCGGGAUCUUUUACACCGCGGCCGUGGUGGGACCGGCUGCUGGAUACCUGCUGGGAGGAUUGUUCCUCAACAUGUACACAGAGAUCCAUCUGAUGACAGAACUCACUCCAGAGAACCCUCUCUGGGUGGGGGCCUGGUGGAUCGGCUUCCUUGUGGGGGGUGCUGCUGCUCUGGUCAUUGCCCUCCCCAUUCUAGGAUACCCACGCCAGCUCCCAGGCUCCCAGCGAUAUGUGGCCAUGCGGGUGUCAGAGGCCCACCAGCUAAAGGAUGGAAGCCAGGUUACAGCAGCAGACCCACAGUUUGGCAAGACGGUGAAGGACAUGCCCAGGUCCAUCCUGCUCCUCCUGAAGAAUCCCACGUUUAUCUGCCUGUGUUUCGCUGGGGCCACUGAGGCCACUCUGAUAGCGGGCAUGUCCACCUUUGGGCCCAAGUUCCUGGAGUCUCAGUUCAGUCUCAGUGCCUCUGAGGCUGCCACCUGGUUUGGUUACAUGGUGGUACCAGCGGGUGGGGGGGGCACCUUCCUGGGCGGGUACAUCGUGAAGAAGCUCAACCUCCGUUGCCGUGGCAUUAUCCGCUUCUGCAUGGUGUCUGCCCUCAUCAGCCUGCUCGCCAUCUUCAUCUUCCUCCUCCACUGCCCCAACGUGCCAAUGGCUGGAGUUAAUGUGCUGUACCACCAGAGCCAGAGCCCUUACCCAGACCUUCACAACGGGUCCCAGUCGGUAAAGAAUCUGACCAAUGGCUGUAAUGCUGAUUGCCACUGCUUGCGAGAGAUGUAUAACCCUGUGUGUGGGGCUGAUGGGAUCAUGUACUAUUCCCCUUGUCAUGCUGGCUGCAGCACUGUCAACCACACACUCAGCAGCAGUAGGAAACAGAUGUACUCCGGCUGCAGCUGCGUAAUUGGUAACAUGACAUGGGGGGAGGAGGGUCUUGCACGGUCAGGGAAGUGCAGCACUUCCUGCCACCACAUGCCUGCAUUCCUCACGUUCCUGUUCGUGAUCAUCUCCUUCACCUUCCUCUGUAGCAUCCCGGCCCUCACCGCCACCCUCAGGUGUGUCCCAGACAGCCAGCGGUCCUUUGGGCUGGGGAUUCAGUGGAUUGUUGUACGAACACUGGGCGGGAUCCCAGGCCCCAUAGCGUUCGGCUCCGUGAUUGACAUCUCCUGCAUGCUGUGGCAGGAGGACUGCGGCGAGCAGGGCUCCUGCUACCUGUACCACAACUCCUCCAUGAGCCACUACAGCCUCAUCGCUGGGCUCAUAUACAAGGUGCUGGGGACGGUGUUCUUCUUGCUGGCGUCGGUGCUGUACAAGCCCCCACCGGACUCACCGCAGAGCAGCUGCGAGAGCACGGACCACGGGGCGGGCGACACGGGGGAGCUCCCGGUGAAGGACGUCCCUCAGGAGAUCAUCCCCACUGUGGCUGCCAGCCCCGCCUCCAGUCCAGCAACCGUUGCCCUCAAGAGGCGUCCACCUGAAAACACAGGAGACAUCAGCAUAGAGCGCAGCCUAAAACUUCAGUGGAACAAGUUGCUGUGAGAAUGCACAUUGCACAUUGUGAGGAUGAAUUGUCCGCCAGUCGCCUAAUGUAAAGGUCCAUGCAUUUUCUAUAUUUCUUUUGUAAUUGUAUAGCAUCAGAAAUGAAUCUGUAAAACAUCCAAAAUCACUUGUCUAAUGGGCAAACUGCAUUAUCUGCUAUUCAAAACAAAUGGAAAGAUAAAUGUGUAGUUGCCUUAUCGAGCUUGAGGUGCUCAAAAGCAGGAGCUCUAUGGUUUGUUUGAUGUGUGUGCGCGCAUGUGUGUAAGCUGCAGUUAAUGCUAUUGUUUGUUUUGUAGUAAUUUGUUUCUACUGUAUAGAGUGAACAGUACAAAUGUGCCCUAUGCAAGUAGAACCAUGCCCCAGGUAUACUGGGUAAUUCCCUCAUUGUAAGAUUGAGAUGGUGAGGUAAUACAGUGAACACAAUAUAGUUACAGAAACAUUCAAUUGAAAUCACUCAGUUAAAAGACAGGUUUUUCUGUCGUAUCACAGAAAAAAAUCUUACUACCAUUCAUCUAAAUCAAUGAGAGAAAGGCUUUACCUCAUUGCAUGAGUAUGAGAUGCAUUAAAUACCUUACUCACUCAGUGAGCAAUUUAUUAGGUAGACCUGUAAACCAGCUUGUUAAGGCAAUAUUUAAUCAGCCAAUCAUGUGGCAGCAAUUAAGUGCAUAAAAGCAUGCAGAUGUGCUCAAGAGGCUCAGCUGUUUUUCAGACCAAAUGUCAGAACGGGGAAGAAAUGUGAUCUAAGUGACUUUGACCGUGGAAUGAUUGUUGGUGCCAUACAGGAUGGUUUAAAUAUCUCAGAAACUGCUGAUCUCCUGGAAUUUUCAUGCACAACAGUCUCUAGAGUUUCCAGGGAAUGGUGCGAAAAACAGAAAACAUCCACUGAGCAGCAGUUCUGUGGUGAGAAAUGCAUUGUUAAUGAGAGAGGUCAGAGGAGAAGGGCCAGACAGGUCAAAGCUGACAGGAAGGUAACAGUAAUGCAAACCACAUAUUACAACAGUAAGACCAAUAAGUCUAAAAAUAAGUGUAAUAAAUACCUAAUAAAGUUCUCACUGAGUGUAUGUAAAGUUCUGCUUGGAAAGCAGUUUUGCAGGCACUAUUGAAUCCCUACUGGCUUACAUUAAUCUUUACAAAAAAACACUUUAACAUUCAAUUGGAUAGAUCUGUUGAGGGCUUGUAUGACUGUUUCAUGCAUCUUAUUGUAUAUUAUUAGGCUAAUCCAUUUGAUGUAUGUGUCCCUUUCCUCCAAAAUACAGCAUUAGUCUAUAUUUUAAUUAUUUAUGGGCUAUUGCAAAAAGGAUUUUGCCUGUUGAAUUAUUGUAGUGUAUGUUUAAUACGUCAUGUUUCUUCAAACUGAAAAUGCACUAAAAUGACUGUCUUGUGUCCAUACUGUGAAUAUGUGAUAUUCUAUCUGAAAUGUGCCUGAAAUCUUUAGUUCUGGGGGCUGAUUAUGUGUAAAAUUGUUAAAAACAACAAAAACGUUCCUACGGUUAAUUAGCUCAAAACAGUUACCUCUAACAACCUGUCAAAUACUCUUGUCAGUCAAGCCCAAAUGGUUCAUCCACUAAAUUAAUGUCAGUUAAAUGAACAUGCUGUGUGUAACAUGAAUGGAUGCUCUUGCAACAAUCAAAGCACAAAUUGAUCAUGCAGUUUUGCUCAAAAAUCUAAUCUUCUCAGUGGGUCCCGGAGAAUAAAACUUGAGACUGCUUCUCAGUGUGAUGCUCAAAUAA
Conger conger (European conger) is the source of this 4612-nucleotide messenger RNA. RefSeq names its product solute carrier organic anion transporter family, member 4A1 (gene slco4a1). The coding region runs from base 543 to 2882 and encodes 779 amino acids. The record is from RefSeq and is a predicted model, not a curated record. Gene Ontology annotation, biological process: transmembrane transport; sodium-independent organic anion transport. NCBI's taxonomy places the organism in Eukaryota, Metazoa, Chordata, Actinopteri, Anguilliformes, Congridae. Gene Ontology annotation, molecular function: protein binding. The transcript has 13 exons. Gene Ontology annotation, cellular component: membrane.